This is a messenger RNA of Manis javanica (Malayan pangolin), 3911 nucleotides long. RefSeq names its product chromosome 4 C17orf78 homolog (gene C4H17orf78). Lineage: Eukaryota; Metazoa; Chordata; Mammalia; Pholidota; Manidae. The record is from RefSeq and is a predicted model, not a curated record.
UCCAAUCAGCUUUAUUCCUGGGUCUUCAGGGAAUGGGGCAAAAUAACUAGGGUGGAGCCAGAUUUUCCCAGGGUAAAACUUGGUUUCCAGGCAGUGAAAGUACUCAGUGACAAGAUUAUAAGGGACUGUCACAGAUCAACAGCAUAACGUCUCUACAAAGAGCAUGGGCUCAAACUAACAUGGAUACCAUCUUGGUUUUCAGCUUAAUCAUUACAUCCUCUGAUGCCAACAAGAAAGAAUUCAGAGAUAGCAGCUGCCAAGUGGCGCUGCCUAGGCUUUUCCCAAAGGAAGUGAGAAGCAUCGGGAAUGUUCUAAUGCAAGAAGCUCAGGCAGAAGCCAAAAGGUCCACAUUCAUUCAAAAUCAGACUGUGGCUACCCUAGAGUGCCUGGGCUCUGGGAGCAAAGUGAAAGUCAACCUCGUGUAUUCGGAGAAAAGGCCAAAGGUCAAGCACACUCUGAAGAACCUGAUAAUCAUUGCUGUUCCCCGAAGAAAAAGAACUGCCUCCCCAAACUGUCGUCUAAUCCCCACAUCCAAGUUUCAGACUGGAUCCCUUCUAUCAGGCAAAGCCUUUUUACCAGGGAUCUCCCAUUGUAAGGUCUAUCCGGUGACAUGGGCUGCAUCAGAGAAUUUUCCCACUACUAUGACCUCCGUAACUCCUGAGAAUAAAGAAGGAGACAAAACUACAAACACAGAUGAGAACCUAGAGAAGAGGCAGAAAUGGAGCAUUGUGGUCAAAUUUCUGAUUGCUGUCACCCUGUUGCUCAGUGGAGUUACCAUUAUAGUGUUUGUCAUUUUUGAAGUCCCAUGUCCUAGUCAAUGUCAGGGUGCCAGAGAGCGAUGCCAAUGCCAAAGGUUGUGGAGAAUGAAAAGGAAGGAAGACCAGCAACCUGGGGCAGCUGAAUCCCAGCCUGACUCUCAGCACAAAAAGGAAAGUGUUGAACAAGAUACUUCCAACCCGUCAAGCCCAAAGAAAGCUGUGGAGAUCACUAUUGUCCACGAGACGUACUUCUGAAAAGUUCUGCUCUGCUCCACACAUUGAAUGAAGGAUACUACACCCUCUUCUCCCUAUUAUUAAUCCAUAUGGGCAAAUUCCUGCCAAUUUUACACACAUAUCUUCAGCAGGGGUAUUACAAUCAAACAAUAAUGCCAGGACAACAAAGGGGAAGCGGUCACUUCAUACUACUGCUUUUGACUUAGCCACAGGCCUCUGAGAUGCACUUUGUACUUCCCCCCAGAAACGGAUAUUUUUUCAUCCAUCUGAUGAAAACAAAAGGUCUUCCCUCUAAGCACUAGGAAUGAAUGUAUUGCUCUUUUUGACAAAAGGCUCUCUUUGAUAGCCUCCAAGGAACUGGGCAAAGCAGCCAUUAGUGUGGCAUAGUUCCUUGGCUCCUCUGUUAACAUGUAAAGCUAUUUCAUGCUCCCUGGUUCUCAAAUGACUUGGUAUGGGGUUUCUAUUUUCCCAGGCAAAUGUUCAUAGCAUUUUAUGAGUUAGCCCCUGCCACUACAUGUAGCUACCCGCACACUGGUAAAGAGAACAUGACCUUAAGUAUUCCAAAAGUACUCAUCUUAAGUCAUCCCUAAGGGGCUUGGGGACUGCACACAAAGAGGACCCAGACGAUGUCUCCUGACAAUCCACAACUCCCAAAAUGAAUCUGACAUUGUACGCUACCAUAAUAGUGAGCUGCAUACAUUUUGAACAAGGAUUCCAGAGCAAAAUGGUUAUGAUGAUCUUUUCACAGAGUCAUAGGUAUGGGUCAAGUCUGACCUGCUUAAGUAAGAGUUUGGUGAGAAAAUGGAAAUGGCUAAUCUGAAGGCACCAUUUAGGUAAAAAAGGGAACGGCAGAAGGGAUAAGACAGAGCGCUGUCCUUCUCUUCAUAAGCCUGGAAACCAUCAUAUCUCAUUUUGGUGAAAUGUGCCUGUUUCUAAGUAAUUUGGUUUUCUCAGUUCUCUGGUAAAAACCAUAUAUGAAUUGUAUCCUACAUUCUUUCACUUCAAGUGCUGUCAAAAAAGUGAUUCUCAAAACUAUACCAACAGGGAAACGAUAUUGCCCUAAGCCCUGACUUAAUAUUCAAGGUGAGCCUGGAAGAGCUGGAGAAGAUACAAACAUGGUAGGUGAUAAUUUUCAAGGAAGCCCUAGAGAUCCUUGAGUGCUCUAAGGAAGGAGUUUUGAAAAUAGAGUAGGUGCAGAAGACAGAGUACUGGGGCUGUCAUUGGGAUAAAUGAGUGUAUUACUUGCACUCUGCCACUGAUUUGCAUCACCUCCAGUUUAUCCUGCUAUCUGUGGCUCAGUCUGACCAUGAAAAGGGGGAAAAGAGUUUGGUUGAUCCCAAGACCACUAAGAAAGACGAUCAAAGGCAUUCUAUACUUAGAAGUUCUUGGCCUAGAACUGAUACCAACAUUCAUCCCCGCCCUUCCCAGUCUCAUUUACCACAGAAUGUCCUUUAAUCCAGAAACAUGAGAUUUUCCAGGAGAUGAAACCUGUGGCAAAGUUCAUACUCAUUAAUUCUUCUGCAAGACUGUAAUUUGGGUAACAUUCAUACUGACUUUCUUUAUAGAAAUUCACUAAUGGAAUAAAAAUUAUUUAUUUUGCUUUGGGAACAAGUUGUUUCCUCUGACAAAGCAUGGUCCCUCUAAGGAUUUUCAGACUUCCUAAUCAGUUAGCCAUUUUGAAUCCCAUAUUCUCAAACCAGUGGGGAUCUUUGAAAACUAGGAAAUGGGAAAGACAGCAGAAGGGAAGGGAGAACUCCUAUGUGGACUUUGGGAUGUGAACCUCCGUAUGCAGAUCACUUCACAGCAGGGCACAAUUCUCCCUGUCAUCUAAAUCAUAAGCUCAAGUUGAUAAGUCACUGUUUCUAUGGAAUGCCAAUUAUUCCUCUGGGAAAUGACAAGCCAGAAAGGUUAUUAUUGCAAAUUUCUUCUCAUUAAGUUCCCACAAUUUCUUUUUUGAUUAAUGUACAUGUUCAUUGUAACAACUUUUAGAAAAUACAGGAAAGUAUAAAGAAAAAAAUUGUACUUAAUCCUUCUCCCACAGAUAAGAACUGUUAACACUGUAAUAAGUCUCUUUAUAGACAUUACAUAUACACAUUCACAUAAAAAGACAUACGUUUCACAAAUAACACAGUACUCAUCAUACCAUUUGUGAGGAUAAGCACUGCCCACUUGUAACCUUUUGUUCCAUGUGUCCCCAUGGCCCCCUCUUUCAGACAGUAUGCUAGAUACGGUGUGUUGAUGGCCUGGGGCUGGCCAAAUCCAGGCCCACCUUAUCUGUGAAAACAUUUUAUUGGGUGGCAGACCCCUCUGACCAAGGUUUUGCUCCUUGGAGAGCUGAUCACACAAUAAUGAUCCCUUCUUGUAAAGCACGUAGUCUUUGUCCCUCAACCUGGCACAUAGGUAAUCAUUAUCUCCUCACCCCAUUUAAUCACCCCACUUAAACAGUUCCCUUCCUAUCCACAACAGUGGCGUGCAACCUUGUCCAGCCAACCGUGGACUCCCUGUACCUAAGUCCCAACAAACCUCAUGUCUCAUAUAGCAUCUCCAGGUAUUUCCUUCAGUCUUUCAGGCACUUUCCCUUCACAACUCGCCCACUUAGGUGUGCAAUCAGACCUAUGAUCACACAUCGUUUUAAACCUAUCUCUCUUUUUUGGCUAAUGGUUUACUACCAUAUUUUCAGUUAGCACAAGUAUUAAGUUGUGCUUUUUUUAAGUCUUAGAGUAAGAGCACUGGAAGUCAUUCCACCUUUUUUAAGGACCUGAAUCACCCCAGUACUUUUCGAUAGAGCCAAAGAUUAAUAUAGGUAGUUCCUUAGGACAGAGAACGCACAUUCACAAAAACCUACAAUUUAAACUUUGGAAGGUAUUGCUGAAUUCCACUGGGUAAAUAGUUGUAAUUGUGAAUGUGUUAAAAGAAUGA